Messenger RNA from Penicillium soppii, 1443 nucleotides. RefSeq names its product MATE family efflux transporter. Gene Ontology annotation, biological process: xenobiotic detoxification by transmembrane export across the plasma membrane. Lineage: Eukaryota; Fungi; Ascomycota; Eurotiomycetes; Eurotiales; Aspergillaceae. Bases 1 to 1443 code for a protein of 480 amino acids. The record is from RefSeq and is a predicted model, not a curated record. Gene Ontology annotation, cellular component: membrane. Gene Ontology annotation, molecular function: antiporter activity; xenobiotic transmembrane transporter activity. The transcript is spliced from 2 exons.
AUGCUCCCCGAAGAAAAUGCUACGGAAUCGUCCCCUCUAUUGCGUGACGCCGACCCCGAAGCAACAGCCAGAAGAACUUCCAAAAAAACUUCCAAAAAAUCAGGAUGGCGACUAGAAUUAUCGAUUAUUUCCAAAUACACAGCCCCGCUCAUGGCAGCGCUCCUCCUCCAACAUGCAUUGACUGGUUCUAGCAUCUUCAUGGUGGGCCAUCUGGGGAAGCGCGAGAUCGGGGCCGUGAGCUUGGCAAAUAUGACCGCCCAGAUCACUGGUUAUUUCGUCUUUCAGGGCCUGGCAACGUGUUUGGACACGUUAUGCCCGCAGGCGUACGGAUCCGGAAAGCCGACCAUGGUCGGCCUCCAUGUUCAGCGGCUGACGCUGUUCAUGCUCGUCCUGACUGUUCCUAUCGGCGCCAUCUGGUUCAAUGCAGAUCGCCUUUUUCUCCUUGUUCUGCCGGAUGAAUCGAGGGAAACUGCCCUGCUUGCUGGGUUGUAUCUGAAAAUCGCUAUUGCCGGCGCGCCGGGGUAUGCUUGUUUUGAGUCCGGGAAGCGCUUUUUCCAGGCGCAGGGCUUGUUCGGUGCUAGUCUGGUGGUUUUGUUGGUUUGUUCUGUUUUGAACAUCUUCAUGGGAUGGCUGCUUGUUUGGAGACUGCAAUGGGGCUUUGUCGGUGCGCCUAUCGCCGUCGCGAUUGCAAACAGUCUUCUUCCAGUCUUCCUGGCACUGUAUGUGAUCUUCAUCAAGGGAUCUGAAUGUUGGCAUCCUAUCUCAAUGGAGGUAUGGCGCGGCUGGGGUCCGAUGUUAAGCCUUGCCAUCCCCAGCUGGUUAAUGAUCGAAGCUGAGGUCCUCGCUUGGGAGUUCAUGACAAUUGUAUCGUCUCAUCUGGGUGCGACUGAGCUUGCAACCCAGGCUGCCAUCUCGACGCUGUCCGACUUUGCGUUCCAGGUCUCGUUUUCCAUCGCUGUUGCGGGUGGUACGCACAUUGCGUACUUGGUGGGUGCAGGCUUCCUCCAACGUGCGGCUACAGCAGCUAAAGUCAUGGUACUCUCUUCCUUUGGUGCUGGCCUUGCAAAUAUGCUUGUCAUUAUCACUCUCCGGGGUGUGAUUCCAGGCUUCUUCAGUGAUAUUGGCGAGGUCUGGCACUAUAUCUAUAUUUUGCUGCCCUUGGGUGCUGUCAUUCAAAUACCCGAUGCCGUGGCUACAUCCCUAAACAGCUUACUGCGGGCUGUUGGCCGGCCGGAUCUGGGUAGCUAUGUUCAGCUCUCAAUCUAUUACCUCGUAGGCCUGCCCUUGGGAAUUGCAUUUGCAUUUGUAUUGGACUGGAGCAUAUUUGGGCUGUGGUGUGGAAUCCUCAUUGCUCAGUCGAUCAUUGUGCUGACUGAGGGCUUUUAUUUCUGGAAAAUGGUGGACUGGGCGAAAGCAUCCCGAGAAGCAAUAGAGCGGGUGUGA